Aspergillus pseudoviridinutans is the source of this 462-nucleotide messenger RNA. RefSeq lists its product as uncharacterized. The record is from RefSeq and is a predicted model, not a curated record. Lineage: Eukaryota; Fungi; Ascomycota; Eurotiomycetes; Eurotiales; Aspergillaceae. Bases 1 to 462 code for a protein of 153 amino acids. The transcript has 2 exons.
AUGUCCCUCGUGCUACGGGAAGCGCACUUAGAAGAUGCUAGUGCAAUGGCACAGGUCAUGGUAGCCGCUUACCAAGAUCAUCCAAUAUGGAAACGGAUGAUGCACUGUGUACCGGUUCCCGAUCAGAUUGACUUUGUGGAGAAGACACUCCGUCAACGUUUGGGAUCAAGUGGUACUUUCUCAUAUACGGUCAUUAUUGAUGCAGAUUUCGGGCGGCUGACCUUUGAGGCCAUGUAUGCUAGGCGGAUUGUUGCAUGGACUGGACUGAAGCUCCCGAGCCACGAGUAUAUCUCGGACGAAAGUGUGGAACGGCAGACAGAGAUAACACUGCCGAAUGGUGUUGACAAAACGGCGGCAAAGGACUUUUUCGAGGCGUUGUCGCCUCCCCUCGAAAAGUACGGGUAUAAUCCAAAAGAACAUGGCGGUAUGUGGGACUUCCAAAGCCAAGAAUAUGACAACUAA